AGGUUGGAUCUACAUUCCUCACAGAGAUAUCUUUGCAUGCCCACAGCAUCAGUGCAAUGGCUUUAUCGCUGGAUGCGCGGUAUCUUUUCACAGGUUGUGAGGGUGGCUCGGUGAUUUGCACAGAGGUGAUGCAAACCAUGGAGGGUGAGGAGGGCGCUGUGUUGAAGGUCCCGACCAAUGAGCUUCAGAAACAGCUGGUGCACUACAGGCAUGGCGAAAGUGAGAAGACCGGCAAGGCACAAAAGGAGGAUGAGAAGAAGGCCCUGGAGCUCCAACAGAAACUUUGGGAAGCGGUGAAGGCGAUCUCGGCCACGACCGCUACAUUGGAUGACCUGCUGAUGAUCCCCAAGGCCUACCUCUCGGAACUGAUGAGCGAGAUCCGCGAGUUCGAAGAUCGAAUGCAAGGUUUAAAACAUGAAAGCGCACACGUCUUGAAGGAGAAGGAACAGGAGCUGUCAGAAAAGCUGCUUUCCAUCCAGAUCGAGCGACGCUCGGAGAGGAGCCUGGCUGAUGAGAAGUAUGACAAUCUCUUCCUACAGCUGAAACAGUCCACUGAGCGACACGACCAGGAGAUCCGUGAGGCCAACACAAACUUCGAUCUUCGCCACAAGAAGAUGCAGGACGAGUUCGAGGGCACUAUCUCGAAAGAGUACGAGAAGAACAGCAAACUUUUGGAUGAGUUGCAAAACCUUCGGGAUGAAUUCGAGGGCGACAAGUCCAAGUUGCUGAAAGCCCAUGAAGAGCAGCUUCUUCAACUUCGCAGUGCUCAGGAACAAGCUUUGAGAGACUGGAGGACAGAGUAUGACAAGGUUUGCAGCCUGCUGAAAUCCGAUGGCUUGAAGUUUGAAGAAGCUUUGCGCCAGCAGGAGUUUGAGUACGAAAAUCAGAUCGUGGAAAUCGUGGAAAGAGAGCGCAAGGCUCUGCAGGACGAGUCCGAGAAGUCCACCACAGCACUGAAGGACGGAGUCAGCAUGAAGCAGACCAUCGGCAUGUUGCAGAACCAGGUCAAAGCAAAAGAGGCGGAGCUUGUUGAGGCUGCAGAACGUGAAGAAGCCUUGAAGAAAAAGUUGCAAGCUUCGCAAGAAAUGGUGGAGAAGGUCAGAGCUCAACUGAAGGAGCGAGAAAGAAGCCUAAAGGUAAAGGAUGAAAGCCUCAACAAGUUGAGAGAGCAAAUGAAGCACUUGGAAAGCUUCCGCUUCGUGCUCUUUCACAAGGUGAGGGCACUUGAAGAAGAACGAGAUCCGCUGGAAGUGCAGGUAAACUCACUCAAGACCAGUGUUCGAGAAAUGUACACUGAGUUUGUUCGUGAGUUCCGGCAGAAGCAAAAGCUGGAUCAUGCACUGAGCGACAAGAGCAUGCUAUCAUCGUCCUUGCAACAGGAGAAUGUGGAGAAUCUCAGCUGCAGUGCAGAAUUCAGCCUUUGUGUGAAAGUAGCUGGCACUAUGGCAGUGCUUCUGAAUCAAUCAUAG
Cladocopium goreaui is the source of this 1469-nucleotide messenger RNA. The record is from the annotation of a GenBank genome assembly. Lineage: Eukaryota; Dinophyceae; Suessiales; Symbiodiniaceae.